This is a messenger RNA of Gymnodraco acuticeps, 15285 nucleotides long. It is a transcript of the gene neb, whose product is annotated as nebulin. Gene Ontology annotation, biological process: cardiac muscle thin filament assembly. NCBI's taxonomy places the organism in Eukaryota, Metazoa, Chordata, Actinopteri, Perciformes, Bathydraconidae. Gene Ontology annotation, cellular component: Z disc. Gene Ontology annotation, molecular function: actin filament binding. The record is from RefSeq and is a predicted model, not a curated record.
AUGGCAGACGAAUUUGAGGAAUUUGAAGAGAGUUAUGAGGAGGAGGAAUUUGUCGAAGAGUAUGUUGAGCAGACUACCACAACGACUGUCUCUGAGGGUGCUCAGAUGUUACAGUCUGGCUUGGAAGUCAGGAAGGUCAGGAAGAAGGUCAAGGUGGACACUUCCAAGUUCAUGACUCCAUACCUGGCUCACAGCCAGAAGAUGCUGGAUCAGUACAGUCACAACGUGUACAGGAAGGCUUAUGAGAUGUCCAAAGGCCAGCCGACCGCCUUCAUCUCUGAUACUCCUGAAAUGAUUCGCAUCAGGAAGGCUCAGGAGCAGCUCAGCGAGGUUAAAUACCGCAUGGAGGGUAAUAAGACUCGGACAACCAGCAUGUACGGUGGCGAGGCCAGAGAGAUCGCCCACGUCAAGCACGUGUCCGAGCUGAUCAGCAAGGUUCUGUACAGACAGAAGUGGGAUGAGACUAAGGACCGGUACCUGCUGCCGCCUGACGCUCCUGAGCUGGUGCUGGCUGUGAAGAACGCUGCUAACUACAGCAAGAAACGGUACACGGAGGACUGGGAUGCGGAGAAGACGAUGUGUUUCCCGUACAGCGACAGCCCCGAGCUGCGCAGGGUGGCCAAGGCUCAGGAAGUCCUCAGCGACAUCAGCUACAAGAAGGGUCACGAUCAGCGCAAGGCCAAGUUCACCUCGCUGGCCGACCCUCCUGAGUAUGAGCUGGCCAGGAAGGCGGCCAAUCAGCGCAGUGAUCUCAAAUACAAGGAGGAUUACAAUAAAAAUGUCAAGGGUCAGUGGUGCGAGACGCCAUACUUUGACGUGGCCACUGCCAGGGUGGCGAUGGAGAACUUAAGCAGCAAACGAUACACGAAAGAUUGGGAGGAUAAGAAAGACCAAAUUUAUUUCAUGCAAACAGACACGCCUGUUUAUGGAACGAACAAGAAGGCUGGUAUUGCUUCUAGUGAGAUCAAGUACAAGAAGGAAUACGAGAAGCAGAAAGCUCAGGCGGACUACAACACGCUCCCCGCCACAGAGAACCCGCUCCUAAGACAGCUCAGAUAUGCCGGCACCAUCCUGAGUGAUAAAGUAUAUAAGUCCAGCUAUGAAAAGGCCAGGGGUUCAAGUAUCAACUACUGCGACACGCCCAAGUUUCAGAUGGACUCCGUACUCAAACAGUUCACUCAUGCACGUUACACAGAGAAGUAUGACAACGUGGUGAAGGGUCACUACGUCGGCAGCUAUGAGGAUCUUUACAUGCUUCACUGCCAGAAAAUGGAGGCAAUGAAGAGCGAGCAAGAAUAUAAAUCUGAUUAUGAAGACAUUAAGACAAAAUGCUUCUACCCUCAAACAAUGACGCCUGAAUAUGAAGUUAAUAAGAAGCUUCAGAAGUGUAAUGAUAAAGUUUACCGGCAACAUCCGGACACCAUGAAAUUUACACAAGUGUCGGAUUCACCAGUUCAGCUUCAAGCCGCCCUCAACGCCAAAAAUCUAAGUGACAUCAACUACAAGGCCAAGUAUGAGAAAACUAAGUUCAAAAACACUCUGCCCCCAGACUAUCCCUUCUUCAUCCAGUCCAGAGUCAACGCCUUCAACCUUAGUGAUAACUGUUACAAGUACGAUUGGGAGAAAUCUAAAGCAAAGAAGUUUGAGAUCAGGGGCGAUGCCAUCUCGAUCCUUGCUGCCCGCGCUCACACCAACAUCGCCAGUGAUGUCAAGUAUAAGAAGGCUUAUGAGAAGAACAAGGGGCAGAUGGUGGGAGCCCUCAGCAUUCAUGACGAUCCCAAAAUCCUGCACUCUGUUCGCGUGGCUAAAAUCCAGAGUGAUCGUGAAUAUAAGAAGGAAUAUGAAAAGAUCAAGACCAAGUACCACUCACCACUCGACAUGAUGUCAGUCACCUUGGCCAAGAAAUCCCAGGGCAUUGCCAGCAUGAAGGGCUAUAGGAGCAUCAACCCCAACUACUUCCUGCCCCCCGACAGCAUACUUAUGAACCUGGCCAAGAAAUCCAACAUCAUCCAGAGCGAUAAUGAUUACAAGUCGGAAUACAACAACUACACCAAGGGUUCUCCAUGGAUCCCCUGGGGCUCUGUGGAAGUGGAGACAAAUAAGAAAGCUGGUGAUAUCCUUAGUGAGAGAAAGUACAGACAGCUUCCGGACAGCAUCCCCUUUACCUCUAUUCACGACCACCCCGUCAUGAUGCAGGCCAAAGCGAACCAGCUUAUGAGGAGUGAUCAGUUCUACAAGAGAGGUCUGGAGAAGAUCCAUCAGAAGUACUCUCUGCCUCAUGAUGUCCCUGAGUUCGUGCAGGCCAAGUGCAAUGCCUACAACAUCAGCAAGAACACCUACAAGUAUGCCUGGGAGGAUCUGAUUGCUAAAGGUUAUGACCUGAAGUCCGAUGCGAUCUCUAUUAUCGCCGCCAAAAAAGCCAGACAUGCUGUCAGUGAUGUCCAGUAUAAGAAGGCUUACGAGAAGGCCAGAGGACACCAUAUUGGUUUCCGCAGCGUCAAGGACGAUCCUCUGAUGGUCCACUACAUGCAGUUGGCCAAAUUGCAGAGUGACAAGAACUACAAGAAGGACUACCACAAGGCCAAGCUGAAGUAUCACUCCCCAGUGGACAUGAUGAGUUUGGUGCAGGCCAAACAUGCUUCGAAGGUUCAGACCUUCGCCGGCUACAGGAAGAUCCCUAACGGCUACAUGAUCCUUCCGGACAACUUGAACGUGCAGCGGUGUCGCAACAUGAUGGAGAUUCAGAGUGAUAUUAACUAUAAAAUGGACUAUGAGACUUCAGUGAAGGGAAGCGGCUGGAUUCCCAUUGGUUCUGUGGACGUGGAAAGAGCUAAGGUGGCGGGAGCAGCGAUCAAUGAGUCAAAGUACCGCCAGAACCCGGACACCUUGAAGUUCUCCAGUCUCAGCGACUCCAUGAACAUGAUGCUGGCCAAGUCCAACACCAAGAUCAUGAACAUGAAAGAGUAUAAGGCCAGUGGAGAGAAGUUUGUGCACACUUACCAUCUCCCUGCUGACGUCCCUGAACUGAUGCAAGCCAGAUACAACGCAGUCAACAUCAGCAAGAAUUACUACACCUAUGCUCACCGCCAAGAUCUGCUCAAAGGACAUCACGUGAAGCAAGAUGCCAUUUCCAUUAUUGCAGCAAAACAGUCCACUAAAAUCGCCAGUGAUUACAAGUACAAGCUGGCUUAUGAGAAGGCAAAGGGCCACCAUGUUGGCUUCCGCAGCAUCGAGGACGAUCCCCUGCUGGUCCACUACAUGAAGGUGGCUAAGAUGCAGAGUGAGAAGAACUACAAGAAGGACUACCACAAGGCCAAGCUGAAGUAUCACUCCCCAGUGGACAUGAUGAGUUUGACCCAGGCCAAACAUGCUUCAAAGGUUCAGACCUUCGCCGGCUACAGGAAGAUCCCUAACGGCUACUUGAUGCUGCCCGACAACUUGAACGUGCAGCGGUGCCGCAACAUGAUGGAGAUUCAGAGUGAUAAUCUCUACAAGUCAGAAUACAGCAACUUCACUAAAGGCACAGGUUGGAUCCCUAUUGGUUCUAUUGAUGUGGAGAAGGCCAAAGUUGCUACAGCCGCCCUGGAUGAGCACCACUACCGCCAGCCCGCAAGCUCUUUCAAAUUCACCAGCAAGACUGAUGCCAUGAACAUGACUCUGGCUAUGGCCAACACCAAGAUCAUGGAUCACUCUUCAUACAAAGCUUCUGGAGAGAAGUUCAUGCACACCUAUAAUCUGCCGGGUGACAGCCCUCAGUUCCUUCAGGCUAAAUUCAACGCCCAGACCCUGAGCGUGAGUCACUACAAGCACAAGUGGCUGGCCGAUAUUGCCAAGGGAUACAACAUGAAGCCGGAUGCCAUUUCUGUCAUUCACGCCAAGCAUGGCAGACAUAUUGCCAGCAAUAUCCAAUAUAAGAAAGAAUUUGAGAAGGCAAAGGGCCACCAUGUUGGUUUCCGCAGCAUCGAGGACGAUCCCCUGCUGGUCCACUACAUGAAGGUGGCUAAGAUGCAGAGUGACAAGAACUACCAGAAGGACUACCACAAGGCCAAGCUGAAGUAUCACUCCCCAGUGGACAUGAUGAGUUUGACCCAGGCCAAACAUGCUUCAAAGGUUCAGACCUUCGCCGGCUACAGGAAGAUCCCUAACGGCUACAUAAUCCUGCCGGACAACUUGAACGUGCAGCGGUGUCGCAAAAUGAACGCCCAGUCAAGUGAUUGUGACUACAAGUCUGAAUGGAAUAACUAUAUCAGAGGCACUGGAUGGGUCCCUAUCGGCUCAAUUGGCGUUGAGACGGCUAAAAUUGGCGGUCUGAUUCAGAGCGACAACAGGUACCGCACCGACCCAUCCACCCACAAGUUCAGCAAGCUGAUGGACUCCAUGGACAUCGCUCUGGCUACUGCCAACAACAAGAUCAUGAACAAGCAAGCAUACACUGCAGCUUGGGAUAAGGCCAAACUGAAGAUCCACGUCAUGCCUGAUUCUCCUGAAAUCAUCCUGGCCAAGGCUAAUGCCCUCAACAUGAGCAACAAACUUUACAAAGCCGGUGUUGUGGCGAUGGCCAAUAAGGGCUACCAUCUCAAAGGAGACGCCAUCGCAAUCUUGGCCGCCAAAGCUGGAACUAGAAUUGCCAGUGACUACAAGUACAAGCUGGCUUACGAGAAGGCCAGAGGACACCAUGUUGGUUUCCGCAGCGUCAAGGACGAUCCUCUGAUGGUCCACUACAUGCAGUUGGCCAAAUUGCAGAGUGACAAGAACUACAAGAAGGACUACCACAAGGCCAAGCUGAAGUAUCACUCCCCAGUGGACAUGAUGAGUUUGGUGCAGGCCAAACAUGCUUCGAAGGUUCAGACCUUCGCCGGCUACAGAACGAUCCAGCACAGUUACUCUCUCCUCCCUGAUGCAAUUAGCCUGAAGCACUCUCGCACCAUGAGCACCCAGGCUAGCGAUUGUGACUACAAGUCUGAAUGGAAUAACUAUAUCAGAGGCACUGGAUGGGUCCCUAUCGGCUCAAUUGGCGUUGAGACGGCUAAAAUUGGCGGUCUGAUUCAGAGCGACAACAGGUACCGCACCGACCCAUCCACCCACAAGUUCAGCAAGCUGAUGGACUCCAUGGACAUCGCUCUGGCUACUGCCAACAACAAGAUCAUGAACAAGCAAGCAUACACUGCAGCUUGGGAUAAGGCCAAACUGAAGAUCCACGUCAUGCCUGAUUCUCCUGAAAUCAUCCUGGCCAAGGCUAAUGCCCUCAACAUGAGCAACAAACUUUACAAAGCCGGUGUUGUGGCGAUGGCCAAUAAGGGCUACCAUCUCAAAGGAGACGCCAUCGCAAUCUUGGCCGCCAAAGCUGGAACUAGAAUUGCCAGUGACUACAAGUACAAGCUGGCUUACGAGAAGGCCAGAGGACACCAUGUUGGUUUCCGCAGCGUCAAGGACGAUCCUCUGAUGGUCCACUACAUGCAGUUGGCCAAAUUGCAGAGUGACAAGAACUACAAGAAGGACUACAACAAGGCCAAGCUGAAGUAUCACUCCCCAGUGGACAUGAUGAGUUUGGUGCAGGCCAAACAUGCUUCGAAGGUUCAGACCUUCGCCGGAUACAGGAAGAUCCCUAACGGCUACUUGAUGCUGCCCGACAACUUGAACGUGCAGCGGUGUCGCAACAUGAUGGAGAUUCAGAGUGAUAACCAGUACAAGAGUGAGUAUGAAAGCUACGUUAAGGGAGUCGGAUGGAUUCCCAUUGGAUCGGUGGAUGUUGAGAAAGCAAAAUUAGCCGGACGUAUCUUCAGCGAAUCCAAAUACCGUCAGUCUCCCAGCAAAUUCAAUUUCACUAAAGACAUGCACUCCAUGGAUCUCUUACUGGCCACCGCCAACAACAAGAUCAUGAAUAAGCAAUCCUACACCACUGCCUGGGAAAAAGCCAAGACUUCAGUCCACAUGAUGCCUGAUGCGAUGGACAUUGUUCUAGCCAGAGGAAACAAGAAGAACGUCAGUGAGAAACUGUACAAGUUGGACCAUGAGCUGUCCAAGAAGAAGGGCCACCAUCUUCGUGGUGAUGCCAUUUCAGUCUUGGCUGCCAAAGCUUCCACUGCUAUUGCUAGUGAUCACAAGUACCAUGCAGGAUACCGUAAGCAGGUCGGCCACCACAUCGGUGCUCGCUGCGUCCAGGACGACCCUCUGCUGGUUCUGGCUCUGAACUCAGCCAAGAUUGCCAGUGACGCUUUGUACAAGAAGGACUUCAACCAGUCCAAGACCAAGUUCAACCUGCCUGUGGACAUGAUUGCCUUUGCGCUGGCCAAGAAGAACCAGAUCCAGGUCAACCACGCCAACUACAUCACGCGUCUGCACAACUGGACUUGUCUUCCAGACUCUACUGAUGUGCGCCAGGCCAGGCGCGCGUAUGACAUACAGAGUGAUAAUGUGUACAAGGAGGACUUAAAGAUGAUGCAGGGUAUCGGAUGGGUGCCAAUAGGUUCACUGGAUGUUGAGAAGGCAAAGAAAGCCGGUGAGGCUCUGAAUGAGAGGAAGUAUCGUCAACACCCAAGCAACUUCAAAUUCAAACUCACCACUGAGGACAUGUCCCUGGUGUUGGCUAAGGCCAAUAACAAGGUUAUGAACAAGCAAGCUUACAAUCAAGCCUGGGAGAAAGACAAGACAUCAAUCCACAUCAUGCCUGACUCUAUGGAGGUUCUUCUAGCCAAAGCAAACAAAACCAACUACAGUUUGAACAAGUACAGGCAGGCAAAUGAGGACGCCAAGAAGAAGGGCUACGACCUGCGCAAUGAUGCCAUUUCUAUCAUCGCAGCCAAGAAGACCAGGGAUAUUGCCAGUGAUCACAAGUACCAUGCAGGAUACCGUAAGCAGGUGGGCCACCACAUCGGUGCUCGCUGCGUCCAGGACGAUCCUCUGCUGGUUCUGGCUCUGAACUCAGCCAGGAUUGCCAGUGACGCUUUGUACAAGAAGGACUUCAACCAGUCCAAGACCAAGUUCAACCUGCCUGUGGACAUGAUCGCCUUUGCACUGGCCAAGAAGAACCAGAUCCAGGUCAACCACGCCAACUACAUCACCCGUCUGCACAACUGGACUUGUCUUCCAGACUCCACUGAUGUGCGCCAGGCCAGGCGCGCGUAUGACAUACAGAGUGAUAAUGUGUACAAGGAGGACUUAAAGAUGAUGCAGGGUAUCGGAUGGGUGCCAAUAGGUUCACUGGAUGUUGAGAAGGCAAAGAAAGCCGGUGAGGCUCUGAAUGAGAGGAAGUAUCGUCAACACCCAAGCAACUUCAAAUUCAAAAUCACCACUGAGGACAUGUCCCUGGUGUUGGCUAAGGCCAAUAACAAGGUUAUGAACAAGAAAGCAUACUCUGACGCCUGGAACCACGACAAGACAACGAUCCACAUCAUGCCUGACUCUAUGGAUAUUCUUCUAGCCAAAGCAAACAAUGUCAACUACAGUUUGAAAAAGUACAAGCAGGCAAAUGAAGACGCCAAGAAGAAGGGCUACGACCUGCGCGGCGAUGCCAUUUCCAUCCUUGCUGCCAAGAAGACCAGGGAUAUUGCCAGUGAUCACAAGUACCAUGAAGGAUACCGUAAGCAGGUCGGCCACCACAUCGGUGCUCGCUGUGUCCAGGACGAUCCUCUGCUGGUUCUGGCUCUGAACUCAGCCAGGAUUGCCAGUGACCAUCUGUACAAGAAGGACUUCAACAAGUCCAAGACCAAGUUCAACCUGCCUGUGGACAUGAUUGCCUUUGCACUGGCCAAGAAGAACCAGAUCCAGGUCAACCACGCCAACUACAUCACGCGUCUGCACAACUGGACUUGUCUUCCGGACUCCACUGAUGUGCGCCAGGCCAGGCGCGCGUAUGACAUACAGAGUGAUAAUGUGUACAAGGAGGACUUAAAGAUGAUGCAGGGUAUCGGAUGGGUGCCAAUAGGUUCACUGGAUGUUGAGAAGGCAAAGAAAGCCGGUGAGGCUCUGAAUGAGAGGAAGUAUCGUCAACACCCAAGCAACUUCAAAUUCAAACUCACCACUGAGGACAUGUCCCUGGUGUUGGCUAAGGCCAAUAACAAGGUUAUGAACAAGAAAGCAUAUUCUGAUGCCUGGAACAAGGAGAAGACGAAGAUCCACAUCAUGCCUGAUUCUAUGGAUGUUCUUCUAGCCAAAGCAAACAAUGUCAACUACAGUUUGAAAAAGUACAAGCAGGCAAAUGAAGACUCCAAGAAGAAGGGCUACGACCUGCGCGGCGAUGCCAUUUCCAUCCUCGCAGCCAAGAAGACCAGGGAUAUUGCCAGUGAUCACAAGUACCAUGAAGGAUACCGUAAGCAGGUGGGCCACCACAUCGGUGCUCGCUGCGUCCAGGACGAUCCUCUGCUGGUUCUGGCUCUGAACUCAGCCAGGAUUGCCAGUGACGCUUUGUACAAGAAGGACUUCAACCAGUCCAAGACCAAGUUCAACCUGCCUGUGGACAUGAUCGCCUUUGCACUGGCCAAGAAGAACCAGAUCCAGGUCAACCACGCCAACUACAUCACCCGCCUCCACAACUGGACUUGUCUUCCAGACUCCACUGAUGUGCGCCAGGCCAGGCACGCAUAUGACAUACAGAGUGAUGCUGUGUACAAAGCUGACUUGAAGUGGCUCCAGGGUUUGGGCUGGGUUCCCAUUGGCUCACUGGAUGUGGAGAAAGCCAAGAAAGCUGGAGAUGCUUUGAAUGAAAGGAAGUACCGCCAACCCCCAAGCAAUUUCCCCUUCAAGAGCACCACAGAGGCUAUGAACCUCGUACUUGCGAAGAAUAACGCUUUGAUCAUGAACAAGCAACUCUACACCGCCGCAUGGGAGAAGGACAAGACCAAGCUGCACAUCAACCCUGACACCCCUGAGAUCGUCCUCGGUCAGCAGAAUGCUAUCACCAUGAGCAAGAAACUCUACAGACAAGGUUAUGAGGAUACCAUCAGCAAAGGAUAUUUCCUUCCCGGGGAUGCUAUCUCUAUAAAGGCUGCUAAGUCCUCCAGGGACAUCAUCAGUGAUUACAAGUACAAGACAGGAUACCGUAAGCAGGUGGGCCACCACAUCGGAGCCCUGAGCGUCAAAGACGACCCUCUGAUCGUUCUGGCUAUGAACUCAGCCAGGAUUGCCAGUGACGCUCUGUACAAGAAGGACUUCAACCAGUCCAAGACCAAGUUCAACCUGCCUGUGGACAUGCUGAGUAUCGAGCUGGCCAAGAAAUGCCAGAUCCAGGUCAACCACGCCAACUACAUCACCCGCCUGCACAACUGGACCUGCCUGCCCGACUCCAGUGAUGUGCGCCAGGCCAGGAAAGCGUACGAUCUGCAGAGCGAUGCUGUAUACAAGGCUGACAGGGAUGAGGUGAUAGGCGUCGGAUGGAUCCCCAUAGGUUCAGUUGAUGUGUUGAAGGCAAAGCACGCUGGAAAGAUUCUCAGCGAACAUCUGUACAGGUUGAAACCAGACAAACAGAAAUUCACCACGGACAUGUCUUCCAUGUCCAUGGUCUUGGCCAAAGCAAAUGCUGGCAUCAUCAACAAGAAAAACUAUACGGCAGCUUGGGAGGCUGACAAAGUCAAGAACCAUAUAAACGCAGACUUACCUGAGAUUCUGCUCUCUAAAGCUAAUGCUUACAACAUGAGCAAAAAAUAUUACAGGGAAGCUGUUGACGCGAUGUUCAGAAAGGGCUACGACAUCAAGUCCGAUGCUGUCUCUAUUGUUGCUGCCAAAAAAGGAAGAGAAAUCAUCAGUGAUUACAAAUAUAAGGCAGGAUACCGUAAGCAGGUGGGCCACCACAUCGGUGCUCGCUGCGUCCAGGAAGACCCUCUGAUCAUGCUGGCUCUGAACUCCGCCAGGAUUGCCAGUGACGCCCUGUACAAGAAGGACUUCAACCAGUCCAAGACCAAGUUCAACCUGCCCGUGGACAUGCUGAAUAUUGAACUGGCCAAGAAAUGCCAGAUCCAGGUCAACGACUUCAACUACAGGACUCACCUGCACAACUGGACCUGCCUGCCAGACUCCACUGACGUGCGCCAGGCCAGAAAGGCUUACGACCUGCAGAGCGAUGCUGUUUAUAAGGCCGACAUGGAAUGGAUGAGGGGAACCGGUUGGGUGCCAAUAGGUUCAGUUGAUGUGGAGAAGGCCAAGAAAGCAGGAGAGAUCCUGAAUGAAAGGAAGUACCGUGAGCAUCCCAGCAAAUUCAAGUUCACAGCCAAGACAAGUGACAUCCCAUAUGCCCUCGCUACGGCAAAUGCCCAUAUCAUGAACAAGAAAGCGUACACUUCCGCCUGGGAUACGGAUAAGGUCAAACUUCACAUGGGUACUGACAUCCCAGAGAUCAUCCUGGCCAAGCAGAAUAAUAUCAACACCAGUCUGAAACAAUACCGUGAAGGCUAUAUGGAAACCAUCAACAAAGGCUACUACCUUCCCAAAGAUGCCAUUUCUGUUUUGGCAGCUAAGGCCUCCCGAAAUAUCAUCAGUGAUUACAAAUACAAGGCCGGUUUCCGCAAGCAGUGUGGCAAUCAAAUCGGUGCACUCAGCGUCAAAGACGACCAGCUGAUCAUGCUGGCCGCUAAUGCAGCCAAGAUCUUCAGUGACAACCUGUACAAGAAGGACUUCAACAAGUCCAAGACAAAGUUCAACCUGCCAGUGGACAUGCUGAGUAUCGCGCUGGCCAAGAAAUGCCAGACCCAGGUCAACCAAACCAACUACUCCACCCGCCUGCACAACUGGACCUGCAUGCCCGACUCCACGGAUGUGGUCCGUGCUAGGAAGGCCUACGCCUUAAACAGCGAUGCCGUGUACAAAUCUGAUAUGGAGUGGCUGAGAGGAUGCGGCUGGUCCCCACAGGACUCAGUGGACGUCGUCAAAGCUAAGCACGCCAUGAAGAUCUUCAAUGAGAGGCUCUACCGCCAGCCCCCAAGCAGCGAGAAGUUCACCAGCGUGGUCGAUCUGCCAGCUAUGGUCCUGUCCAAGCAAAACGCUAUCAACAUCAGUGAUAGGAAAUAUAGGGAAGUCUGGGAUAAUGAGAAGCUCAAAUUCCACAUGCCGCCCGACGCCCCCGGCUUUAUUCUGUCCAAGGCCAAUGCUAUCAGCAUCAGCAAUAAACUGUACACGAAGAGUUGGGAUGAGCAGAAGGCCAAAGGCUACCACAUCAAGGAGGAUACUAUCUCUGUGCUGAAGGCCAGAGCUUCCAGGGAUAUCGUCAGUGAUUACAAGUAUAAGACAGGAUACCGUAAGCAGGUGGGCCACCACAUCGGUGCUCGCUGCGUCCAGGAAGACCCUCUGAUCAUGCUGGCUCUGAACUCUGCCAGGAUUGCCAGUGACGCCCUGUACAAGAAGGACUUCAACCAGUCCAAGACCAAGUUCAACCUGCCCGUGGACAUGCUGAAUAUUGAACUGGCCAAGAAAUGCCAGAUCCAGGUCAACGACUUCAACUACAGGACUCACCUGCACAACUGGACCUGCCUGCCAGACUCCACUGACGUGCGCCAGGCCAGAAAGGCUUACGACCUGCAGAGCGAUGCUGUGUACAAAGCGGAUAUGGAAUGGAUCCGUGGAUGUGGAUGGAAUCCACAUGAGUCUGUGGAUGUAGUGAGGGUGAAGCAAGCACAGAAGGUCCUGGCUGAUAGAGGCUACCGUGUGAAGCUGGAUACGCAGAAAUACAUUGUUCCAACUGACAGGCUGGACAUGAUCUGUGCCAAGAAUGCUGCUAAAGUCCUCAACGAGCCCAAAUAUCGUGAGGCCUGGCACAAGGACAAGACCAAGUACUCCCUUCCAGACACUCCAAUUCUCGCCACAGCCAGAGAGGUGGCUAAGAUUCUUCACCCGAAACUGUACACCAAAGCCUGGGAUAAGGUCAAAGCCACAGGCUACUUCAUGCCUGGAGACGCUGUACCAAUCAAGCAGUGCAUCUCCACGAGUAAAGUGCAGAGUAAACAUAAGUACCUUGAAUCGUACCGUAAGCAGGUGGGCCACCACAUCGGUGCUCGCUGCGUCCAGGACGACCCUCUGAUCAUGCUGGCUCUGAACUCUGCCAGGAUUGCCAGUGACGCCCUGUACAAGAAGGACUUCAACAAGUCUAAGACCAAGUUCAACCUGCCCGUUGACAUGCUGAAUAUUGAACUGGCCAAGAAAUGCCAGAUCCAGGUCAACGACUUCAACUACAGGACUCACCUGCACAACUGGACCUGCCUGCCAGACUCCACUGACGUGCGCCAGGCCAGGAAAGCGUACGAUCUGCAGAGCGAUUGUGUGUAUAAGGCUGACAUGGAAUGGCUCCGAGGCUGCGGCUGGAUGCCGGCGGAGUCCGUCCACCACGUCAAAGCCAGGAAUGCUCAGGCGAUUCUCAACGAGAGACACUACAAGCAGGGCGCAACGGAUGGCUUCGCAAAAUUCACCCACAUCGUGGACCGUCCUGAGCUCAUCUUGGCGAGAGUUAACGCUGCUAACCUCAGUGAUCUGAAGUACAAAGAGACCUUCAACGCAGAAAAGGGUCACUAUAUUGGUUCGGAAGACACUCCUCAACUGGCACACAGCAGGGAAGUGGGCAAGAACGUCAGCGAGAAAACAUACAAACAUCAAUGGGACGAGUCUAAGGCUACUGGCUACAAGCUGGACCAGCAAUACAUCCCACUUCUCAGCGGAAAAAAGGGCAGGGAAAUCAUCAGUGACGCCAAGUACCAUGAGCUCCAUGAGAAGGUAAAGGGUCACUACAUGGCCGGGACCCUGGUGGACUUCCCUGAGGUGAUGCGCUGUGGGGGACAGGAGAAGAACAAGGGACUGAGGCUCUACAAUAAGGACUACCACACCACCAAGACCAAGAACCACAUCCCCCCGGACAUCAUCGCUAACAAGGUGGCUAAGCGCAGCCAGGACAUGCUGAGCGAGGUGCUCUACCGGACCCACCUGCACCAGUGGACCUGCCACCCCGAGCAGGAGGACCUCAUCCGCGCCCGCAAGACCAACGAGAUCCUCAGCGAUGUGUUCUACAAGGAGGACCUGAACUGGAUGAAGGGAAUGGGUUGCUUCGUCUGGGACACCCCGGAGAUCCUUCGUGCCAAGAAGUCCUACGAGCAGCAGAGCGAGCUUAAAUACAGAGCGGAGGCCAAGAAGGAGUUCAACAAUUACUCCAUUGUGACUGACACCCCAGCCUAUGUGACGGCCAUCCUGGGUAACACCUGGGCUAGUGAUCUCAACUACAGGGAGGCCUAUCAUAAGGAGAAGCACCUGUACACCACCGUUCUGGAUACCUACGACUACGCCAAGUGCCGCAACUUCAAGCACUACUUCAGCAACAAAAACUACACUGCCGCCUGGGACAAAAUCAAAGACAAGAGCUACCAGAUUCCUCACGAUUCUCACGCCAUGGAACACGCCAAAUUGCAGAAAGUUAUCCUCAGCGGCGUGAAGUACAAGGAGGACUACGAGAAGUUCAAGUCCCUCUACAGUCUGCCCAAGUGUCUGGAGGACGAUCCGGCCACCGCUCGCUGCGUCAAAGCCGGAAAGCUGGUGCUUGAUCGUCUGUACAGGGAGGACUAUGAGAAGACCAAGGCUAAGAACCACAUCCCUGCAGACAUGCUGGAGAUCCUGUCCGCCCACAAAACCCAGUCCUCCGUCAGCGAGAUCAACUACCGCAAGAAACUGCACCAAUGGAUCUGCCUGCCCGACAUGCAGGUGUACACGCAGGCACGCAAAGUCAACGAGCAGCUCAGCGACAUCUUCUACAAGGAUGAUUUGAACUGGCUGAGGGGAAUCGGUUGUUACGCCUGGGACACUCCAGAGAUCAUCCGCGUCAAGAAUGCUGAUAAUCUUCAGAGCGCGAACAAAUACAAAGCCAAAGCUAUCGAGUCUUUCAAGGACUUCUCGGUGGUGAUGGACACUCCAGUGUACGAGACGUCCAAGCAGAACUCCCAGAACCUGAGCGAUCUGCACUACCGCUACGAUUACAACGCCAACGUCAAGGGAACGAACACCGCUCCGGCUGUUACCAUCGACACUCAGAGGGCCGCCAUGGCUAACUACAUCCAGAGCGAUAACGUGUACAAGGAGGAAAACAAGAGUUCAAUGCCCACCGGAUACACCCUGACUAAGGACACACCGCUCAUCAAACAGGCUAAACUGAACAGCGUUGUCACCAGCAAUGUGAAGUACAAGGAAGCCUAUGAGAUGACGAAAGCAAAGGCCUACACUCUUCAUCCCGAGGGAGUCAACUUCGUCCUCUCAAGGAAGGCUAACAAGAUCACCAACGAGCGCCUGUAUCGUGAGCUGUACCACAAGCAAAAGGACAAGAUCCACACAACCUACGACACCCCCGACAUCAAACAAGUCAAGAUGAACCAGAAGCACCUCAGCGACUUGUGCUACAGAGAGAAAUACUACAACACCAGAGGUCAGCUGAUCAAUCUGCCCAUCACACCCCAGCUGAUGCACUGUUACCACGUCAACCAGAUCACCAGCGAGCUGAAAUACAAAGAGGAUCUGCAUUGGCUGAGAGGCAUCGGCUGCUUCCUGUACGACACCCCGGAGAUGGUGCACGUCCGCAACAUCACCAAACAGAAGGUGACCUACCCAGUGGAGGCUAAGAAGAACCUGGCCAACUUCUCCGUGGUCCUGGACACACCGGAGUAUAACCGCGUGACGGAGCUGAAGACCCACAUGAGCGGCAUGAUCUACAAAGCCCAGGCUAAGGAGGACAUGUCGAAGGUCAGGACCACCGGGGACUCUGUGGACAUCAAGAGAGCCAAAUGGGCCCAGCUGCUGACCAACAACUACCAGUACACCAGCUUGGCUUCCAAGGAGAGAGCUCACUUCACUUCAGAAUAUGAAACACCAAGCAUGGGUCAUUCUAGGAAAAUGAAGGUGGUCUGCAGUGACAACAAAUACAAAGACCAGUAUGAGAAGAUGAAGCACAGAUACACCGCCAUCGCUGACACGCCCCUCCUGAUCCGCGCCAAGAAAGCAUACGUGCAGUCCAGCGAUCUGCGUUACAAAGAGACCUUCGAGCUCGCCAAGGGCCACUACCAAACCGUGAAGGACGCUCUGAACAUCACCUACCAUCGCAGAGUCACUGACGACAUCAGCGAGGUUAAAUACAGGGAGAAGUACAUCAACUCUCUGGGAACCUGGAAGUCUAUCCCCGACCGCCCUGAGUUCUUCUACAGCAAGAUGGCCAACGACAACAUCAGCAGCGUGAAGUACAAGGAGGACCUGGAGUGGCUGAGGGGCGUCGGCUGCUACGUUUGGGACACACCUGAGCUGGUGACCGCCGAGAAGAACAAGGCGCUGUACAGUGGG